AUGGCUGUGCAAAACGGAUCUGGAGGUAUCAGCAGUGACCCAAAUGCUAACUCAGCAUUGGGAGGCAUAGAAAGAUGGAUCAAGAACAGAGAUUCAACCAAGAACAACAACUUAGUCGCCGCUGUGGUGGGAUGUGGUGAGUCAGAAAAUUCAUAUGAUAGGGAAAAUUACUUACAAAGGUUAGGAAACAUGGGUAGUUCUAUUCUUACUGGUAUUCUUGCUGCCAAUUCAUUGCCAGAUGCGAGGGAUAACACACCAGUUUCACAUAUUAUUGCUUGUACCAAGUCAGAAGCUUCAGCUUCCAGAGUAUACUCGGCAUCAAAAGACUCCAAGGCUGCAGAUAGACUUGCUGUCUUUUAUGAUAACAACUUAAAAGCUUUUCAAUUAGCUGAUGUUAUUAUCCUGGCAUGUAAGCCAUAUAUGGCCGAGGAAGUUCUCGGAGCUCCCGGUGUUGGCGAUGCUUUAGCAAACAAACUUGUCAUCUCAGUUUUGGCAGGGUCGACAACUGAGCAGUUGAAGGAGUUUGCGUUCAAAGGUAGCUCAGACACAAAAGGGUGUGCUUUUGUCAGAAGCAUGCCAAAUCUUGGUGCACAAAUCAAGGAAUCAUCAACUGUUAUCUCAACUGGAUCGGAAACCAUUUCUCCAAAAUACGAAGAGGCUAUGAAAUGGAUCUUUCAAAGUAUUGGUCAAUAUACAUAUGUACCCGACAAUGUGUUCCAAGUUGCAGGUGUCCUUGCUGGUUGCACUCCAGCAUGGUUUCUUACUGCCUUUGAUGGGAUCCUCGACGGUGCUGUUUCCGAAGGAAUGAGACGAGAUACGGCGACUGAAAUUUUGGCUGGUUCUAUGCUCGCAGCCGCAAAGUUAAUACAGAAUGGUGAACAUCCUGCUGUUCUGAGAGAGAAGGUUUCAUCUCCCAAGGGUACCACGAUUCAAGGUCUCAAAACUAUUGAGAAAGGUGGUGUCCGAUCAACAUACUGUGAUGCAACCAUUGAUUCGGUUCAACACGGAUUGAAUAUGGGCAAGAAAUAA
Messenger RNA from Botrytis fragariae, 1029 nucleotides. RefSeq names its product putative pyrroline-5-carboxylate reductase protein. The coding region runs from base 1 to 1029 and encodes 342 amino acids. Gene Ontology annotation, molecular function: pyrroline-5-carboxylate reductase activity. The record is from RefSeq and is a predicted model, not a curated record. Gene Ontology annotation, biological process: L-proline biosynthetic process. NCBI's taxonomy places the organism in Eukaryota, Fungi, Ascomycota, Leotiomycetes, Helotiales, Sclerotiniaceae. The transcript has a single exon.